CUAAUCAGUGUCAUUUAGGCGCAUAGCAACAACAAAAUGUCUUUGGUCCCGAAAAAUGAAACUUUUAGAAAGAUUUUCCACUUAAGUGAAAUGAGACCAAACUAAAAAUCGCACGUUAGAUUAGCUGUUGGUUUUUUGUCGACCACAAUGCCAUCAGAUUCAAAGUCAGUGGAGGUCUCCAAAUGGAGGCUUCCAACAUACAGGCAUAAAAAGAUGGAAAGACCAGAAAAAACGGAUCAGAUGUACACAGUUAAAUGGCCUCCUUUCCAUAAUGAAGUUACAAAGAAGAUCAACAGUGUCCUGGAACCAUUGUCUUUGUUUACUCCAUCUGAACAAGAAAAGGGAGUUCCAGAAGGGAAACAGAAGAUGGAAUUAGAGAGACCUGUUACUCCUAUAGAUGAGGAAAUAAAACAUCAACCAAGAUCAGUAGACCUUCUUGCCAAGUAUGUUAGACGUAGGAUUGCUGCCAAACCUGAUGUUCCAUACUUAUCUGUUGAUGAUCAGAGAAAUUUGGCUGGUAUUUUGAUGGGAGAGGUGAACAUGUUAUGGCCAGAAAUUAAAACACAGAUAGAUGAUCCCUUCUUGUCAGCAGAGGAAAACUGUGAAUUAAAUAGAAGGAUAGCUGUACAUAUUGUUACUGUUUGUGAAAAAUUGUUUCAUCAUUAUAUACAGAAAGCUCAAGUGCUAAAUGAAAGAGGUAUAUUUAGUGGUCCAGCAAAUAUGAGUCGACUAAAGGCACAGCUUUCUCUUGAUGCUGAUAAAUUUCUGAAUAUCCUGACCAUAAGAAGAUAUAUUGUGGAAGAUAUACGUGGUAAAACCCAUACUGAUGAAGAUGAGAUUGUUUAUAAAGCAAAACCAUCUACAGCAGCCAUGCAGAAACAGGCUCUUAGCUUUAAGAAAAUGUUUGAGGAGAGUAGACCAAAGUCCAAAACUGUAUUUUAUCACAGAACAGCUAAUGAUGAAGCCAGAGAGAUUUUACAAGCCAUGCCAGAUUUAGAUACAUCCAAGCUGAUGAAUGUGAUAUCAGAACUACCAGACAGAGAAUUACAAACACCAUCACAAGCAUCAACAACCUCUCCUCCUAUGACUGCAGAGAGAAUGUCGAAAGCAUCAGGAGUAUCGAAAGAAGAUGCAUCUAAACAGAAAGUUAUUCUGAAGAGAUCUCUGUCUUUGCCACACUUGAAAGUUGGGGAGAAUCUGCUAGAAGAACUUGGUAUCAGUCCAUCUGUUAAAGAAGAUAAGUUGUCAGAGAUAGAAUUACAGAUGCUUAGAAGACAGGCACAGAAAAAACAACAAAUUUCAACAAAGACUGCAGAAAUUAAACCUAAAGGUCCACAACCUGGUACCAGAGAGUAUGCUGCUGAAGAUCUGAAAAAAUUGAUAUCAAGAGGAGAUCAGGAUGACAUUAGAGUGGAAGAAGAUUUACCUCCCUUGCUUCAAGCUAUAACAAGGCAUGCCAAAUAUGAUGGACUGGCAGAAAGAUUAGAAAAACAGAUGAAAGAACUGGAAGAAGAAGAAAAGAAGGAAAAAGAGAAAGAAAAUAAGCCUCUAAAGAAACCUAAACAUCCACAGCCAGAUACAGUUAGUGCUAAAUUACCUGGUAUGGAUGUGAGAACUUCAGAUAUACGAGUAUCAGAACGCGUGUGUAUGUCGUCUAUAACCAUUGAUAGGUUUUCAACAGUAUAUAAUGACCUCAAGGACGAGAUAUCUCCAUCAACAGUUAAGAGUCUAGACAAGAAUCUUUUCUUGAGCGAUGAAAUCAAGGAAGUCUACAAAGAGAUCAUGAAGACAAUUAACACAGAUCAUCUGAACCUGGACGAUGAUGAACUUGUAAUGCCUGCUGCUGACAAAGUCACCCUUACAGGAACAAUGGCAUCAUCCACCUUGUCUAAGCGUAGAGCUGAUCGAGUCAUCAACCCCAAUCUUCGAAAAGAUAAGAAUCCUCCAUGGGGAGAAAUAGAUCCAAAACAAUGGGUUAGAACGCCAGCAAACCCACCAAAGAACUUUUUAGGAGAUGACAUGUUUGCACCUAUGACACCAAAUGCUGAACGUAUACACGACCACUUACAUAACCCAUCCAAGAUGUCUCUGUUACUGGUCACAGAUCACUUGCCACGUGUCAUGGCAGAGAAAAAUCAACGCACAUAUGCCUCAUGGCUUCAGUGGUGGAAAAGUACGGUCACAAGUGAUGACUACAUGAAAUAUCUGUCCACAAUGGAGUCAGACUAUAUGGGUGUAGCUUUCCAUUUCUAUGAUUCUGAUGAGGAGGAAGGGGAAGAAGAAGAUUUACCAUUACCCAACCAGUACAUGUCUGCGCUUGGUCAGUCCCAGGCUCUUACUCAGCAACAAAAACAAUUCAUUGCAAGAACAGCUCACUCUGCUAAACAGGCAGAAAAUAGGAGACGACAACGAUUAGAAGCUGAGAGACAAAAAAAAAUGCAAGAAUUAAAGAAAGAGAAGACAAAGUAUGAAGAAGGAAUGUGGAAUGUAAAUACAGUAUUUAUGGGAGGUUUAGGAAAAGAUCCUCAAAUGGAAGAAGAGGAAGAUAUAGCAGACAAAGGCCAGAAAUCCCCACAAACAUCAAGGUCAGCUAAAACAUUACAAGAAAGGGUUGCUGCCAGACAUUCUGCAAAAUUACAAGUAGAGAAACCAACUAGGGACUUAUCACAUUCUAGAGCAUCAAAAGUUACUUCAAUGACUGGUACCAUCAGUAAGAUGGACACAGAUAGAUCAGGAGAGACAACAGAGGAAGGUCCUCUUGGUCCUCAGGAAAGAUUAGAGAAAGUGUGGAAUGCCUUAGAAAUGCCAGACAAUUUCCGCCUUGACAUGGCCAUAAAAUACAGCUCUAAUGAAUAUUAUGUUAAAAUGUUUGAGGCUAUUGAAAGAUGGGAGCUUGCAACAGAAUUAAUCCAGAAAAGAGAGGAGUUUCUGGGAAAAUUAGAAAAAUUUGAAAGAGCUGCUUCUGAUCCAAACAGAUUCUUUGAAAAGGUAUCAAGUGGUGUUAAAGGUAGUUCUGUUAAAAGGCUGCAGGAGGCAAAACAAAGAAGUUUUUACUAUAAGAGGAUUGACCAUUUUGACAAAGAAAUAAAAAUACAGAUAGACUAUAUGAAGAAAAACUUUUUGGAUACAGUUUCUUACAAGGGUCGCUCUUAUGAAGAGAAGAUGAAAUGGGACAGAAUAGAAAUGUUAUAUUGGUUGCAAGAAGAGCGUAAACAGAAUGCCAUUAAAUAUGAAGCAUUAAUGAGACAUAUACCUUAUAAAGUCAGACAAGUUCAGUUAGAUCCUAUUCCUAUGUUGCCAGAAGAGAAAGUUGCAUAAAAUAAAUAUCCUUUAGUUAUGUUGUCAAAAAGAAAAGAUAUAUAUAUAUAUAUAAAUAGACACUGGUGCAUAUACCUGAUCACUUUUCAUGUAACAGGCUAUAUAACUUUAAUUUAAGUUAAGAAACUGUCCAUUGUUUCUUGUCGGGGAACUGUUAUAUGGUCUGCCAUAUAACAUUUAUAUACAGCAGUAACUUAUAAAAAUAGGCAUGCUGUUUAAUGUAGUAAUAUGACAUCCAGUUUUUGCAUUUAAUUGGCACUUUUUCACAAAUGAAACAAAGAAAAAUAAAAAGAAAGAAUAGGUGCAGUUAAAAGAAAUAUAAUGAAUCGCAAAUAAAAGAUUUGUUUUUGUAA
This is a messenger RNA of Mytilus californianus (California mussel), 3671 nucleotides long. Its product is annotated as coiled-coil domain-containing protein 87-like. The transcript is spliced from 32 exons. Bases 148 to 3318 code for a protein of 1056 amino acids. NCBI's taxonomy places the organism in Eukaryota, Metazoa, Mollusca, Bivalvia, Mytilida, Mytilidae. The record is from RefSeq and is a predicted model, not a curated record.